AUGACCAGUGGGAGGCGGAAGAGCCUCUCGCAGACGUACUGGACGCGCGCAAAGCGGCCCACGGCCCACGUGGCGUCGGACACGCAGGGGCCCGCUCCUGUGCAGCCCCGGUGGAAGCGGGUCCUGGGCUGGUCCGGUCCGGUUCCGCGGCCCCGGCACGGUCACCGAGCCGUGGCCAUCAAGGAGCUGAUGGUGGUGUUUGGAGGUGGAAACGAGGGGAUCGUGGACGAGCUGCACGUCUACAACACGGCCACAAACCAGUGGUUUGUGCCAGCAGUGCGAGGAGAUAUCCCUCCGGGGUGCGCUGCGUACGGAUUCGUGUGUGACGGGACGAGGCUGCUGGUGUUCGGAGGCAUGGUGGAGUACGGGAAAUACAGCAAUGACCUUUACGAGCUGCAGGCCAGCAGGUGGGAAUGGAAAAAGCUGAAACCCAAAGCCCCUAAAAACGGCCCCCCUCCCUGCCCCCGCCUGGGGCACAGCUUCUCCCUGGUGGGGAACAAGUGCUACCUCUUUGGGGGUCUGGCCAACGACAGCGAGGACCCCAAAAACAACAUUCCCAGGUAUCUCAACGACCUGUACGUUUUGGAGCUGCGCGCGGGCUCCAGCGUGGUCGGCUGGGACGUGCCCAUCACGUACGGGGUCCUGCCCCCCCCGCGGGAGAGCCACACCGCCGUGGUCUACACGGAGAAGGACAGCAGGAAGUCCCGCCUCGUCAUCUACGGGGGCAUGAGCGGCUGCCGGCUCGGGGACCUCUGGACCCUCGACAUCGACACCCUGACGUGGAGCAAGCCCACCCUGAGUGGCACGGCCCCCCUUCCCCGAAGCUUACACUCCACCACCACCAUCGGAAACAAGAUGCAUGUGUUUGGUGGCUGGGUUCCUCUUGUUAUGGAUGAUGUGAAGGUAGCGACUCACGAGAAGGAGUGGAAAUGCACCAACAGCCUGGCCUGUCUCAAUCUGGACUCGAUGACGUGGGAGCCCAUUCAGAUGGACACCCUGGAGGAUAACGUCCCGCGCGCGCGGGCGGGUCACUGCUCUGUGUCCAUCAACUCGCGCCUCUACGUGUGGAGCGGCCGGGACGGCUACCGCAAGGCCUGGAACAAUCAGGUGUGCUGCAAGGACCUGUGGUACCUGGAGACAGAGAAGCCGCCCGCGCCCUCCAGAGUGCAGCUGGUCCGAGCCAACACGAACUCCCUGGAGGUGAGCUGGGGGGCGGUGCCCACGGCGGACAGCUACCUACUGCAGCUGCAGAAAUACGACAUCCCUGCAGCCACUGCGGCCAGCUGCCCUGUGCUGAACCCCGCGCCCUCGCUGCCCGUCAGCCAGCCCAGGAACCCCGCCCCCGUGGCCCCUGCCCCUCCCUUGGGGGGGGGCAGGGGGGUACUCCCCCACCCCUCCUCGCUGCCGGUGCCUGGGAGCCCGCUGGGGGUCGCCGCCACCGCCCGUGGACCAGCCAUCCUCAAGGUGGCAGCGCCUCAGUCCAGUGGCACCUCCAUUGUCACUGUGAGGCACGCAAGCCAGGCCGGCAAGUCUCCUGUCACUGUGACCUCACUUCCUGCCGGUGUGCGGAUGGUCAUGCCCACGCAGAGUGGCCAGCCAAUGGGAAGCAGCCCCCAGAUGAGUGGGAUGGCCGCAUUGGCUGCUGCAGCCGCCGCCACCCAGAAGAUCCCGCCCUCGGCCACGCCCACCAUGCUGAAUGUUCCGGCCGGAGCCACGAUCGUCAAGACGAUGGCCCUGACCUCCGGCUCUCCCGCGCUCAAGGUGGCCGCCCCAAUCAUGGUCAGUAACCCCGCCACGCGCAUGCUGAAGACGGCAGCCGCUCAGGUGGGCACCUCCGCCACGUCCACGGGCAGCACUCCCACGCGACCCAUCAUCACCGUGCACAAGUCUGGCACCGUUACCGUGGCGCAGCAGACGCAGGUCGUCACCACCAUGGUGGGAGGAGUCACCAAAAGCAUCACGCUGGUGAAGAGCCCCAUCACCAUGCCUGGGGGCACCACGCUGAUCUCCAAUUUGGGUAAAAUGAUGUCACACACGAGCCAAGCAGCGUCAAACUCCCUCGCUCAGCUCAUACAGGCUAAAGGGCAGCUGCCAGCCGGCACCAUUCUAAAGCUGGUCACCUCUGCCGACGGCAAACCGGCCACCAUUAUCACCACGUCGCAGGCCGGCGUCACGGGCAACAAGCCCACCAUCCUGAGCAUCGGCAGCAUGUCCCCGACCGCGGCCAGCAAACCUGUCACCACCACCAUCAUCAAGACCAUCCCCAUGUCUGCCAUCAUGACUCAGCCUGGGGUCACCGGAGUCACCAGUGGCCAGGGCAUGAAGUCCCCCAUCACCAUCAUCACCACCAAGAUGAUGACGUCCGGUACCGGAUCCCCAGCCAAAUUCAUCACCACCAUGCCCAAACUGAGCAGCGGGCCGGGCCAGCAGGGGCUCACGCAGGUGGUUUUGAAGGGAGCCCCUGGGCAACCCGGCACGUACCUGCGCACCGUCCCGAUGGGAGGGGUGAGGCUGGUCACCCCCGUCACCAUGUCUUCAGUCAAGCCCAACGUCACCACACUGGUGGUUAAAGGAACCACAGGAGUGACGAACCUCUGCACUGUCACUGGUACCAUGUCCACCAGCCUGGCGGGGGGCAGCGUGGCCAGCGCCAACGCCUCCCUGGCCACGCCCAUCACCACGCUGGGCACCAUCGCCACGCUGUCCAGCCAGGUCAUCAACCCGGCAGCCCUCACCGUGUCCACGGCGCAGACCAGCCUGACCACGGCCGGCAGCCUGUCCACGCCCAGCAUCACCAUGCAGCAGCCGGUGAACCAGGCCACCCAGGUGACUCUCAUCACGACCCCCAGCGGCGUGGAGGCGCAGCCCAUCCAGGACCUCCCCGUCUCCAUCCUGGCCUCUCCCACCUCCGAGCAGCCCGCCAUCGCCGGGGACCAGCCCGGCACAGUCACCCUGGUGUGCUCCAACCCGCCCUGCGAGACCCACGAGACCGGAACCACCAACACAGCCACCACUGCCUCCUCGAACAUGGGGGUCCAGAGAGUGUGCUCCAACCCGCCCUGCGAGACCCACGAGACCGGAACCACCAACACAGGAACCACCAACACAGCCACCACUGCCUCCUCGAACAUGGGGGUCCAGAGAGUGUGCUCCAACCCGCCCUGCGAGACCCACGAGACCGGAACCACCAACACAGCCACCACUGCCUCCUCGAACAUGGGGGUCCAGAGAGUGUGCUCCAACCCGCCCUGCGAGACCCACGAGACCGGAACCACCAACACAGCCACCACUGCCUCCUCGAACAUGGGGGUCCAGAGAGUGUGCUCCAACCCGCCCUGCGAGACCCACGGGACCGGAACCACCAACACAGCCACCACUGCCUCCUCGAACAUGGGGGUCCAGAGAGUGUGCUCCAACCCGCCCUGCGAGACCCACGAGACCGGAACCACCAGCACAGCCACCACUGCCUCCUCGAACAUGGGGGUCCAGAGAGUGUGCUCCAACCCGCCCUGCGAGACCCACGAGACCGGAACCACCAGCACAGCCACCACUGCCUCCUCGAACAUGGGGGUCCAGAGAGUGUGCUCCAACCCGCCCUGCGAGACCCACGGGACCGGAACCACCAACACAGCCACCACUGCCUCCUCGAACAUGAGGGUCCAGAGAGUGUGCUCCAACCCGCCCUGCGAGACCCACGAGACCGGAACCACCAGCACAGCCACCACUGCCUCCUCGAACAUGGGGGUCCAGAGAGUGUGCUCCAACCCGCCCUGCGAGACCCACGAGACCGGAACCACCAGCACAGCCACCACUGCCUCCUCUAACAUGGGGGUCCAGAGAGUGUGCUCCAACCCGCCCUGCGAGACCCACGAGACCGGAACCACCAGCACAGCCACCACUGCCUCCUCUAACAUGGGGGUCCAGAGAGUGUGCUCCAACCCGCCCUGCGAGACCCACGAGACCGGAACCACCAGCACAACCACCACUGCCACGUCCAACAUGGGGGACCAAGGAGCCCAGCAGUCAGAUGAAGCUGCCCAGGAGGAGGCAGUAACCACGGCGGCGGCAGCAGAAGCCACGCCCCUUCCUGCCCCUUUCACAGCAUCCACGGCGACGCCCCCUCCUGCCAGCACCACCAUGCAGACCCGCGCAGUCACCUUGGUUACACAGUCCACGCCCACACCUGGGCCAGCUGUACCAUCGAUUUCCUCCAUCACCGAAGGAGGGUCAGCCUCUCCUGACGACUCGGGCCAGGCAGACUGCAGCCAGCCCUCCCCUUGCCCCGACGCUCAAGGACCACAGCCGGAGGACCUGCCCGAAACAGAGCUGCCAGGGGACUCAGAGCCCAUGCAGACGGAGCCCGCGGAGCCCGAGCUCAUGGAGAGCGGGGCAGAAGGGGAGCUGGCGCAGGAGCUGCAAGCUGGGAUGGAUGCCAGCGAGCCCGCUCUGCAGUGCCAGGAAGGCGCAGGAGACGCGGGGUCGCUGUCCGCGGGCGAGGGGGUGGAUCCGCUGUCUCUCCCCCAGGAGCUGAUGUCGGACGGCCAGGCCACGGGAGGGGCCACGCUGAUGGUGACGGGGCUCACCCCAGAGGAGCUGGCCGCCGCGGAGGCAACAGCGCAGGCAGCAGCCACAGAAGAGGCCCAGGCUCUGGCGAUCCAGGCAGUGCUGCAGGCCGCACAGCAGGCAGUGAUGAGGCAGGGCGGGCAGCACACCCCCGUCUCCACCACCAUUCCCAUCGUCCUGACCCAACAGGAGCUGGCCGCUCUGGUGCAGCAGCAGCACCAGCUGCAGGAGGCGCAGGCAGCCGCUCAGCAGAGCUUGUCCCAGGCAGCCCUGCCCACAGAGGGUCUGGCACCAGCAGACAGCCUGAACGACCCGGCCAGCGAGAGCAACGGGCACAGCGAGCUCGCCGGGGCUGUGGCGGGAGUGCUGCCAGCGGGGGCGCCAGCGGCCAGCGAGAGUCUGGCCCCCUCCAGCUCCUUCUGUCCUCCUGUGGCCAGCCCAGCCACGAUGCAGGCAGCCACUGCCCUUGCAGAGGAGGCCAAUGGGAUUGAGUCUGCAGCCGGGAAGCAGGCUCCGCCCCCCGCCCCCCCCAGGCCCCCUGUGAAGAAGGACAACCAGUGGUACGACGUGGGGGUCAUCAAGACCACCAACAUGGUGGUGACUCACUUCUACCUGCCAUCGGAUGACACGCCGACCGGAGACGUGAGUGACGCUGGCACCAUCCCGGAUUACAGCCAGCUGAAGAAGCUGGAGCUGCAGCCCGGCACGGCCUACAAGUUCCGCGUGGCCGGAGUGAACGCCUGUGGUCGCGGCUCCUUCAGCGAGAUCUCCGCCUUCAAGACCUGCCUGCCGGGGUUCCCAGGGGCCCCCUGCGCCAUCAAGAUCAGCAAGAGCCUGGACGGAGCUCACCUGACCUGGGAGCCCCCCUCCGUCACCUCUGGGAAGAUCAUAGAGUACUCUGUGUACCUGGCGAUCCAGAGCAGCCAGGCAGGGGAGCCCAAGGCCUCGUCCCCGGCCCAGCUGGCCUUCAUGCGGGUGUACUGCGGGCCCAGCCCCUCCUGCCUGGUGCAGACCUCCAGCCUGUCCAACGCACACAUCGACUACACCACCAAGCCGGCCAUCAUCUUCCGCAUCGCCGCCCGCAACGAGAAGGGCUACGGGCCGGCCACGCAGGUGCGGUGGCUGCAAGAGUCCAGUAAAGAUGGCACAGCUACCAAACCAGCUGUGAAGAGACCGGUCUCUUCAUCCCCUGAAGUGAAACCCUGUGGUCCAAAGAAGUCAAAAUCUGACGGCCAGUAAACCCCUGAGUCUCGACUUCAUUACCCCAAAUCCCCCCCCAGUGGGAUCACCUUGAAAAGAGGAGGGGAGGGGGUGGGGGAGCGGAGAGAGAGACAUUUUACAGCUUCAUUUUGUAUUGCUGUUGGUUAUUAUUGCAAUGCAGAUGAUGACGUCGUUGUUGUUUUUGUGUGUGAGAGCGGGAGAGAGAACACAGCACAUAUAUAUCUAUAUAUAUAUAUAUAUAUAUAUAUAUA
Molecule: messenger RNA, 6035 nt
Organism: Polyodon spathula (Mississippi paddlefish)
Lineage: Eukaryota; Metazoa; Chordata; Actinopteri; Acipenseriformes; Polyodontidae
Product: host cell factor 1-like
Biological process (GO): regulation of DNA-templated transcription; chromatin remodeling
Cellular component (GO): histone methyltransferase complex
Molecular function (GO): protein binding; transcription coactivator activity
Source: RefSeq, a predicted model, not a curated record